Cuscuta europaea is the source of this 9377-nucleotide messenger RNA. NCBI's taxonomy places the organism in Eukaryota, Viridiplantae, Streptophyta, Magnoliopsida, Solanales, Convolvulaceae. The record is from the annotation of a GenBank genome assembly.
UCAUACUCCAUACAAAUAUUCUACUAUUCAUCAUCUUCUUCCCUCUCUUGAGCCCAAUCUCUCCAUUUAUUAUAUAGUUUGGAUUCCUAUAAUCCAUGGUGCUUUGUUUGAGAGAUUCCUCUCCACAAACAUCAAGAAAUUCAUUCGAAUCGCAAGAAAUAAGCCAAAAAACUGUUCUUAAAAACCAAAACUGUAGCCGCCGGCGUGUGGGCUGCGACGCUGUUGCUCCAGACCUCCCUACUGCUGCUCUGUCCGUCGUUGUGUUCUGUUUGAGGCUGGUUUGUCGCUGCUCCGGUCUCGCCGCCGUCAUCCAUAUCUCUUCCGACCGGUGGUGAUGCAAACCCCGACGUCACAUCAGACGCCCGCCGCUAGCUCCAUCACCUCCGGGCCCAAUCGCUCCUGGUUACUCCGUUACUUUCCGACACCGACACGGCUCGAUGGUUGGAAUGUAGACCAGCGACGACCAUGGAGACCCGUCAGGUACGACCAUCGAGAACAUCCCCUGUGUCCGGCAGUAACUAGAUCCGGGUCUUCACUCUUCCCUUCUCUAGUCAAAGCAAGGACGCUGCAGCACUUCCCCCCUUCUUUGGUUGACACCCGCAAGCAGCAAGAGAGAGAGCAGUCAUCUGCCCUAUGAACAUGUGGGCUAAGACCAUUUCAAGCCCAAGAUUGAUUCUCAAAAGCUAAUGGGCCACGAUUUCAACAACAAUCAAUCAAAAUCAGCCCACUCUUAGAAGCUAAGUGCACUUUCUCUAGUUUUAAUAUAAUUUGUCAAAUUCACAAAUUGAUUCAAAAAUGCAAAAAAAAAAAAUGAAAUAUUUUAAUAAUAUAGCAUCAAACUUCAAUCUCAAGGGACGAGUCAUCCGUGAAAAGACCCGUAAAUAGCGUACACGGGAAGAGUGCUAAAAUCUUGCACCACCGGGUCACGUCAAACGAGUGUGGAUAGUAAGCUCCCAAUCCAAAUGUUAUCUAAUACAUACUCUAGUUUCUAUGUUUUGAAUGAGUUAUGUGUACCCUCUAGCUAUCGGAAAUGAACUACAAUCCCUCAGCGGUAGGUUCAAUCCUUUAUGCAUGCCACGCUCCAACUAAGCAUAGAAACCUAGUUUGAGCUCCAGCUUGAAAAUUUGAGGCCACUUAAUGUAGACCCAAAUCCAAUAGCAAAUUAUAAGUCCAAGAAAUUAUAACAAUUUUAUUUGAAUGCAUAAGUGCAACUAAAUGAUAACAUCAUACCGGCCCCUUCGGCCACAUAUCUCGGUCAUCUUUAUUUGAUGACCAGGACAUCAUAUUAUGGAUGAUCGCUUGACCUAUCUCUUAGUCAUCUUUAUUUGAUGACUAGGAUUACCUAUCAUGUUGAGCUACGCACAUAUGAGGAUCGAUCUUGGCCAUCCCCUUAGCAGAUGCCGACGGUUGCAGUUCCACGCCAGGCCAAAGGGUUCACCUCUUUUGCUUCAUUUUGGGGGCAUCUGAUGUACUCUUUUUCCCUCAUUAGGAUUUUCCCCACAGGGUUUUUCCCUAGUGAGGUUUUUAACGAGGCAUCUCCCCAACAUGGACAAAAGGUGUCGACCCUCGGUCCAUAUUGAAGACAUCACAAGACCUGCACUACUCUACUCCUCUUCACCUCACUACAUUCACCUCAAGGAGUGAGGGACUCGAAGAGCGGGGGACUUAGCGCCUCCGUUAACCAAAGAAGUAGAAAUUCAAAAAAAUUCACGAAGUUUACUCACCAGACGAUAGAUCAGCACACAGUUCUACUCCCUUUCGCCUCGAGUACUCUCGACUCAGGGAGUGUGGGACUCCUGAUAGAGUAUAUAGACUCGGACCCCUGGGUCUCACGACUAUUGGGCCCGGACAGCGGCCCACUCGCGCUUAUCGGAUGUCAUUUAUAUCAUUUGUAUGUACUAGAUUAGUCUUUUGUGUAGUUGGGCCUAUCGGGCCCAUAUUAGCGGCCCGACCCAUUAUUUGUCUAUUUAUACUCCCUUUGGGAAACUUGUAACCCUAAGUUCUUAAUUCAUACUCCAUACAACUAUUCUACUAUUCAUCAUCUUCUUCCCUCUCUUGAGCCCAAUCUCUCCAUUUAUUAUAUAGUUUGGAUUCCUAUAAUCCAUUAUGGGGGUAUCGUACCUAGUAAGCAUUUGUUUGAUCAUUAAUUUAUAUUAAAUAAUUGAACUACAAUAUUCUAAUUGGUCGACGUGAAAAGAGGUAGUGUAGAACUCACCUUUUUAGAAAACCUUUAGAAAUAUCUUGUUUGAGAUAUACACAAUUUUCUAAAAUACGUAAGUUGUGUCGAGACUGCACGAUCAAGCGUCGAGCAUUUGAAGCCUAAGCGAGUUCAGGUCAGGUGUAUGCGUGGAUAGACAUUUUUUCAAAACAAAUCGUUGAAUUAACUUCGACUUUUAAAAAUCAUGUCAAUACAUAUAUGUGUAUAAUACGAUAUUUGUUACAAACAUCCAGACAAUAAAUAUGAUAUUAGUUUAUUUGGAAUUAUUUGGUUACUUUUCUAUUAUUGUAUAGAUUACCUUAAUUACAUACUACCGUUGUACUCUUCUACUAUAAAUAUGGCCUUGCAUUCAACUUAAUUAAUCAAUAAAAUAUUAUGCAAUUGCUUUCUAAGAUGGUAUCAGAGCAUUCUUAUCUUUCUAUACGCAGGCCCUUCUCUUUGCAUAAAAAAAACUUUGCUUUUCUCUCCACCAAGAGGAUCCAUUCUUCUAGCUUCUCACGUUUUUUUAUUCCUUUUUUCAUAUUGCUGCUCCUCACCAUGAGUUCUUCUUGAGAUGAUGAUACUACCUCUCCUACAUCCCACACCGUCCACGAUGGUGCUUUCAAUAAUUCUGGACGGCAUCCCCAUAUGGAUCUCGAGAGUCCGUAUCAUCUUCUCUCAUCCGACAGUCCUAGUGCUGUUCUUGUUGGAGCAGUUCUUACAGGUAUUGACAAUUACAAUUCCUGGGUGCUAGCCAUGAGUAUGGCGCUUAAAGGCCGGAAUAAAUUCGCCUUUGUUGAUGGUAGUCUCCCUGCUCCGUCAGUCGCUCAUCCGGAUCAUGGUCGAUGGCACCGGGUCAACAAUAUGGUAAUGUCUUGGAUUAUUAAUUCUGUCCACACCUCUCUUGCUUCCACCGUUCUGUCCACACCCGAUGUUGCCAUUGUUUGGCAAGACUUCAAGGAUCGCUAUUUCACCGCAAAUGGUCCCCGUAUCUAUGAACUUGAACGAUCCAUUGCCACUCUAUGUCAAGCUGACGAUUCUAUACCCACCUAUCACAACAAAUUAAGUGGUCUCUGGGAUGAACUCACGCUUCUCAACCCCCCUCCCCAGUGUUCGUGUUCUGCUCGUUCUGCCUAUCAUGCCCAAGCUGAGCGCAGGAGGCUUAUGCAGUUUCUUAUGGGGCUCCGGGAUACAUACUCCCAGCCUAGGAGUCAGCUUCUCCUCAAUCCCGAGCUUCCCUCUGUUAAACGUGCUUAUUCCCUGCUUCUUCAGGAUGAGGCUCAACGGGCACACCAUUCUCCUUUUUCCACGGACCAUGCCGCCCUCCAAGCUGCUGCCCCUAGCCUUCUUGGCUUGCCACAGUCCCUAUUCCAUGCCAAUGUUAUCCACCAUUCCAAUCCUACAACUAAACAGCCAUCCCAAUCCAGCUAUGGAGCCUCCACAGCCCGUUCUUCCCAAAAGAAGCAGCGGUGCACCAUUUCUUCUAUGAGACAGAGAGUAGUUAAUUGGCCCAGACUACUAAUGUCUGGCUCAGACAAAAUUUGUCUGGUUGUAAGACAAAGAGUAGUUAAAUGGCCCAGACUACUAAUGUCUGGCUCAGACAAAAUUUGUCUGGAUGUAAUACAAAGAGUAGUUAAUUGGCCCAGACUACUAAUGUUUGGCCCAGACAAAAUUUGUUUGACUGUAAGACAAAGAGUAGUUAAUUGGCCCAGACUACUAAUGUCUGGCCCAGACAAAAUUUGUCUGGCUGUAAGACAGAGAGUAGUUAAUUGGCUCAGAUUUUAAGACAAAACCGCAUUCACUUUAGGCUAGACAGACACUUAAAUUCUAAAUUGUCUGUCCGCCAAACAAAAUACAAACAUAUGACAAAAAAACAACAUACUCUACUCCAAGUCUUCAACGUCCACACCUUCAUCAUCUUCUUCCCUUGAGGUACAAAAAAAUGGAAAAAGGUCUUGAAUUUCAACAAAAAAAUCAUUGAGUAAUUUCUACAAACAUGUUAUGGGCAUAAAAUGAACUAGAGAAAUUACACUAAAAUUUUAAUUAAUUAACACCUCUAAAUGAUUACAAUGAAACAAACUAAUCAAUUGUUCACUUUUAUAUCAUACAUUCAUACAUAAUAUACAUAAAAUCGAAAAAAGGAAAAAAAAAAUAAAAUAAAAAACGCACAUGAGGAAAAUGUUGGGAUUAAUUAAUUAAUCUUAAUUAGUUUACUUCCUAGGGAACAUAAAUUAUCUUUCCCUACUUUUAUUGGAAAGAUGAAAGGUCUUCUUGGAAAGGUAAAUUGUAUUUCCUAGGGAUUAUUUUACUCCUCUUGUAAUGCCUAUAUAAGGCCACCAAUUGUAAUGUUUUAUCAAGUGUGGAAUAUAAUACAUUCUCCUCCAUUCCUUUGAGUUAUAAGUUAGCCAAACACUUAGAAUAUUUUCGGAUAUUUGGGGCCUUCAAAUUGGUAUCAGAGCCACUGUUGAAGAAGAAGAUGGCAGCCACCAUGUUCGGCCAACUACCUCAAUUGAAGAAAGCAAACUUCGACCGAUGGAAUGCUCAAAUGAGAGCAUUGUUGAAGUCACAAGGAGUAUGGGAUGUUGUCGAUAAUGGCUACACAACACCGGAGGAAGGAACCGUCUUGACGGUUGCCCAACAAGUGGAACUCGAAGGAGCACAAAAGAAGGACCAAACGGCACUGUUUUGGUUGCUUCAAGCAGUGGAUGACACCAUCCACGAGAAGAUAGCCGAUGCCGAAACUUCAAAAGAAGCUUGGGACAUCAUCGAAAGAGUAUUCAAAGGAGGGGAAAGAGUAAAGCAAGUGAGGUUGCAAACUCUACGAGGAGAGUUGGAGACUAUGCGGAUGAAAGAGAACGAGAAGGUCACCGAGUACAUUAAUCGGGUGAUGACCAUAGCAAACCAUAUGAAGAGAAAUGGUGAAACCGUAAGUGAGAGUCGGAUAGUAGAAAAAAUUCUACGAACACUUACGGACAAAUUCGAGAACGUGGUAUGCGCAAUCGAAGAAGCUAGAAAUAUUGAGACGCUUACCAUUGACGACCUGUCGGGGUCGUUGGAGGCACAUGAACAAAGAAAGAUGAAGCGGCUAGAAUCGCUUGAAGAGGCAUUACAAACUAUGGUGGUAGAGGAGAAGGCAAUGUAUGCCCAUCAACCGAGAGGCCGAGGCCGAGGUCACUUCCGUGGUCGGGGCCAAGGAAGAGGAGACUACAACCGAGAGGAGAAUACCCACCAGAACCGGGAGGACCAACAUCGCCCGACCUGGAGAGGCCGAGGCAGAGGAGCUGCCCGAGGCGGUCGGGGAGGCAGACCCGAUGGGGAAUGCUACAAUUGCGGGAAACGGGGACAUUUCGCAAGAGACUGUUGGUCGAAACCAAAACCGGAGGAGAAUCUAAAUGUUGCUGAGCAUGAGGAUGAUGAUGGAGAUGAGGAAGGAGUGCUCUUACUAGCACACAAAGAAGGAAGCUUAACAGACGACGCUACGUGGUACUUGGAUACCGGGGCGAGCAACCACAUGAGUGGUUAUAAACAUUUAUUCACUGAGUUGAAGGAGGCUGAGGGAGGAAAUGUAUCUUUUGGAGAUACAUCAAAAGUAGUUAUCAAAGGCCGAGGAAAGGUUAAAUUUCUUCAAAAGAAUGGACAAGAGGGGACGAUUGAAAACGUACUCUAUGUCCCGAGCAUGAAGACAAAUAUCAUAAGCAUGGGACAACUUAUGGAGAAAGGGUAUUCAGCCGACCUAAGUGGUCGAUACCUACACUUGAAGGAUAGACGAGGCCGGGCCGUCGCCCGGGUAGAGAUGGCCAAGAACAGAAUGUACAAGUUGGACUUGAGAAGCGUAAACCAUAAGUGCUUGAAAGUCGACCUGACGGACAAGUCAAUAUUAUGGCACCUACGUUUCGGACAUUUGAACUUUGGAGGAUUAGCCGAGCUGAGCAAAAAGGGCUUGGUGCAUGGACUACCCGAGAUGGAUUUUCCAAAGCAAUUCUGUGAAAGCUGCGUACUUGGGAAACACACCCGGGCGAGCUUUCAGAAGACUGCCAAGUACCGAGCCAAGGGAGCAUUGGAGACAGUCCAUACGGACAUUUGUGGGCCGAUCACGCCAUCAUCUUUCAGUGGGCGAAGGUACUUUAUCACCUUUAUUGAUGACUACACCAGGAAGACUUGGGUAUAUUUUCUAAAAGAAAAAUCGGAGGCCUUUAAAACAUUCAAAAAUUUCAAAGCCGAGGUGGAGAAGACAAUCGGGCUGAAGGUGAAAGCGUUGAGGUCAGACCGGGGGGGGGGGGGGGGGGGGAGAAUACAUUUCAGACUCUUUUACAAAGUUUUGUGAAGAGGAAGGAAUUAGAAGAUUCCUUACCGCCCCGUACUCGCCUCAACAGAACGGGGUGGCUGAGCGAAAAAACCGGAGCAUUAUGGACAUGGUAAGAUCCAUGCUCAAGAGCAAAAAUAUGCCAAAGCAAUUUUGGGCCGAGGCGGUACGAUGUGCGGUGUAUGUACAGAACAGGUGUCCGCACUCAAAUCUUGAAAAUCUAACACCUCAAGAAGCAUGGAGUGGUCAAAAGCCGACCGUGUCACACUUGAGGGUGUUUGGGAGUAUCUCCUACGCACAUGUGCCCGAUCAGAGACGGACAAAAUUGGAAGACAAAAGCAAGAAGCUUGUCUUCAUUGGCUAUGAUGAGAAGACAAAGGGAUACAGACUAUAUGAUCCCGAGGAGAAAAGGAUCACAGUGAGCAGAGAUGUAGAGAUAAAUGAAAAAGGAAGUUGGGAUUGGAACACAGAGAAGGAGUACGUCCCGGACGGGACCUCAAAUAACGAGGACGUCCCGGACGGGACCUCAAAUGACGAAGAGACCCCGGGCGGGACCCCAAUUCCAAUCCCGCUCGGGAUGACACCAGAACCAAUCGGGGCGGGAUCUAUGACGACCUCGGGGGACGAGGAAGAAGAAGAAGGGACGAGCCGACAAAGGUACAGAAACAUACAGGACAUAUAUGAAGCAGCUCCAGAGGUUCACAUGGUAUGUCUUCUAGCCGAUGGGGAGGAUAUUACUUUUGAAGAAGCCAAGCACGAUGAAAAAUGGAGAGAUGCCAUGAACGAAGAAAUAAAAGCGAUUGAGAAGAAUCAGACCUGGGAACUUACCAAUCUCCCGAGAGGUCAUAAGCCGAUCAGAGUCAAAUGGGUGUAUAAGAAGAAAUGCAAUGCUGAAGGUAUGGUCGAGCGAUACAAAACUCGGCUUGUUGCAAAAGGUUACAAGCAAAAGGCUCGGAAUGAGAGACCGAAGAGAAUUAAGAUUAGGGGAGGAAUUUGUUGGGAUUAAUUAAUUAAUCUUAAUUAGUUUACUUCCUAGGGAACAUAAAUUAUCUUUCCCUACUUUUAUUGGAAAGAUGAAAGGUCUUCUUGGAAAGGUAAAUUGUAUUUCCUAGGGAUUAUUUUACUCCUCUUGUAAUGCCUAUAUAAGGCCACCAAUUGUAAUGUUUUAUCAAGUGUGGAAUAUAAUACAUUCUCCUACAUUCCUUUGAGUUAUAAGUUAGCCAAACACUUAGAAUAUUUUCGGAUAUUUGGGGCCUUCAGAAAAAAACGGAAAAUAGAGUACGUACCUCAUUAUUUGAGAAGGGAUGGUUACCUUAGAGACAACUAGAUGGAGAGAUUUUGAAACCUUCAAAAAUGGAGAUGAGAGCUCUUGAAAUGUAAAGAGGAGAAAAAAUGGGAAUGGGAGUGAGAGAAUAGCAAGGGACGGAUGGGAGAAAGAAAGGGAGGAUGUGGGAUGAGAGAUGUUUGAAGGGGUAAAAAAAUGGUAAAAAUAAGAAGGCUUUUAUAUGGGGUACAAAUUGAGGUAGGAUUGGGGUACCUAUAGCAUUUUUGAUUACUUAUUCUUCCGGUGUUCCGGUGUGGGAAAUCUAUAAAGGGAAGACUACGUACUAGGCACAAAUUGCUUUAUUAGCUCAGUGGGAAACCUAGAGUCCGUUUGGUUUUUCGACUUAUCAGACUUAUCAGUCAGCUUUAUCACCAAACAUGUAAUUUUUUAAUCCGCGCGCUGUAUUUUGUAAUAAGCAGAAAAAGUAAGGUUAGAUUUACUUUUCUGGUUGUAUUGACUGAAAUUACUGUAGAAGAUCAUUUUAGUUAUUUUUUCAUAUAAGUUUUUAUUUAAUUUACUAAUAACAAAUAUUUUAAAUAUAAUUUUUUCAUGAACUAGCAGAAUCAGCCAAUACAGCCACUUCAGUCAGAAUUUCAUAAAUUUCAGCAGAAUCAACCAAUUUAGCCAAUUUUGAUGUUAACAAACGGGCUCUGAAUUUUACAUACAUUAGCCUACAAGAAUAAUGCUACAAAAUAUCACUAGUACUACAUAAUUAGUGUUCCAUAUUAAAAUGAUUAUAUCUCUUAUUAUUAUUACCUUUUUAUUACGGAGUAUUAUAGUAUAAUAGUAGUAUUACUAUUAAUUUUAUCACCCAAUUUCUUUUCAGAAUCUAGUUUUAUAGAAUGGCUUGUGGGUAGACCUGCACAAUUCCGGGCCGGCCCACUCGGCCCGCCCAUAUAAAUGGGCGGGUUUGGACACAUGCUUUAGCCACCGGCCCCGGCCCGGCCCGGCCCGUUUAAAAUAUGGGCGGGCUUGGGUUGUAAUAUAGGCCCGGUCGGGCCUAAAAGCCCGGCCCGUAAACAUAUUAUAUAUAUUAUAUUAUAUAUAUUAUUCUAUAUAUAAUUAUACAGUAUAUGACUAUACGUAUAAAACUUAAAAUACAUGGAAGUAUAAUUUCAUUACCAUGUCAUUAUUCACAAGUGUCAUUAUUUUCCAUUAUUUUUAACUUGUAAGGUUCCACAAGUAUGUUCAAGAUCGAUGAUGGACGUUCGAAUGAUAGCGAGGAUGAAGAAGAUGAAAUGCUACUCUAGUGUAAGACAAUGCUUCUCUUUCACAGACGCACAUGGCAGAGCAGUCUGGGAGAUCAAUUACUUUCCGAUGAAAUGAAGGAGUGUCGAGAAGUUCUUGGAAUCUUGGGAUACCAAUUACUUUUUGUGUUCUACUAUUUAAAUUUGAACUGUAAUGAUAUACAUUUGUUAAGUCUUUUUGGAGAUACUCUUGACUAUUUCCGCUGCACAUUGUGAAUCUGUGAUUGUGCUUUUAAUUAUGGAAUAUGGAUGCUUAUUUGGAAUUUGGAUGCUUUUUGUUUUCCAGAAUCGUUUUGUGUUUUGCAU